AUGGGAAUCUCUGCUGUAGUCCAGGCAGUGGAAGACGAUGUCGACAAAAGCAAACUUACCAUUACACUCGUUACCAUCACUUCCGUUUGCUUUGCGUUUUUUGGAGUGCCAGUUCUACCUUUAGUCGAUGGUGGUGUUUUGAAGAUUCUCGGAAGAAAUAAGGAUCAGUAUGGUCGACAGCCCAUAUGCUUCAUUUUCAUAUGCGGAAAUACACAAUUUAAAUCAGAGAGAGUAAAUGAUCAAUACGAUAGAAGAUACCUAUCUCCCCCUCACCAGCAAAACAGUAUGGCAGCAUCAUUUUCGAAUUCUGGUACUUCUCGUACGAAAAGCAAUAAUAACAUGAAGCAUUUUAAAGUCGAUUCAUAUAAUGAAGUGGGAAUUGAUUUUGAUUCACCUCAAAUACGGCAGAAUGAGAUUCAGCGCUUAAUUCAAUUUGCAACAGAAUCUAGUAUUAUCGAGGCUGUCAAUUUAUCAAAUCCACCUUCACAUAGACUAUAUCAAGCUGUAUCAAAUGCACGUCAGCCAGUAACAUUAUUACAGCUACUGAAAAGAUCUGAAGUCUCUUUGUUCUUCUUGACAAUGAUGUUAAUGGGCGCGGCCUUGAAUAUGGUUAUAAGCUUCCUGUUCAUCUAUAUGAAGCAAGACUUAGGCGCAAGUUCAUCACAACUUAUUCGAAUCCUUGGUAUAAAAAGUCUAAUUAUUCUUGGCCACGUCUUGACCAUUGUCCGUGUUUUUGCCUAUACAAUAAUACCAAAGGGUCCAACUGGAGCAAAUAUAGCACUAGGUUUACAUCUACUGAAUGGCAUGGCAUUCUCAGCUCUUUGGGGAGCUGGUGUCGUUCAGGCAGAUGAAUUGGCUCCACCAUCACUACAAGCAACUUCGCAAGGUGAAGCAUGA
Molecule: messenger RNA, 897 nt
Organism: Mycotypha africana
Lineage: Eukaryota; Fungi; Mucoromycota; Mucoromycetes; Mucorales; Mycotyphaceae
Exons: 4
Coding region: 1-897 (298 amino acids)
Cellular component (GO): membrane
Source: RefSeq, a predicted model, not a curated record